Messenger RNA from Rotaria socialis, 1296 nucleotides. Lineage: Eukaryota; Metazoa; Rotifera; Eurotatoria; Philodinida; Philodinidae. The record is from the annotation of a GenBank genome assembly.
AUGAGUGAAAGAAAGGCUAGUCUUUUCGAUGGUAUCAAUAUUCCAAGUUCGAAAUCGAAGACAAAACGGAUUGCAGCAGUAUUAGUUCAAACAUUAGUUGAUGACAAAUCGCCGACACCUAAAAGAUUGACGCUAAAUGAAUUUAGCCAUGAGUAUGAAGAACUGCCGAUAAAGCGAACUCUAAACGCCUCUAUUCACAAAUAUUUUAUUGAGCAGAUAUAUUUUGCAUUUACUACUAAUACAAUACGUAUUCGUCAGACGAUUCAUACGGUAAAAUUUUGGGCAGCAAGACCAAAUAUUCAUUGCUUAGCUAUUUUCGAAAGAAAGGAUUUGGCAUCCGCGAAUCUUAUGAACAGUUAUCUUGCUGGUCAAGGAAUCUCGUGUGAAAUACAAACUUCUAAUAUUAUUCGUUUUGAAGAAAGAUAUCUCGAGUUGAUCGAACAAGUUUGGAGCUCAUCAAAUAGCAGUUCAAAUGCUAGUGUAAAAACAAUACAGUGGUUUGCCUUCGGAGAUGACGAUACUGUUUGGUUUUUAGAUAAUCUUUUGGAGACUUUACAACAAUACAAUUCAUCUACGUCCAUCUAUUUAGGUAAUAUCUCUGAUAAAUUAGAAGCCAUACGCCGCCAUGGAACUUACUACGCUUAUGGAGGUGGUGGUAUUAUUGUAAGUCGACCUUUAGCGCUAAAAGCAGCACAACAUAUGAAAGAUUGUCGACGAUUCCGUCAUUUUUUUGGUGGUGAUGAAAUGAUUGGUAAAUGUAUUACUGAAAUAUUAAAAAUAAAUUUGACAAGAAAUCAGAAUUUUCAUCAAAUGGAUCAUGAAGGAGAUAUGGACGGUUAUUUCGAAAGUGGUAUACAAGGACUCGUUUCUUUACAUCAUAUGUUCUCUUACUGGGAACCAUUUCCUGAAGAGCAUACGACCAAUCCACGCGAAACGAUGAAUCUUUUGAAACUUGCUUAUCAAACAUUCAAUCAUAAUUUCUUGAAAAGAUAUGUUCGAAUAGACCAGCAAACCAAUCGAACAUUCUUAUUGACUAUGGGAUAUUCAUUCAGUGUGAUUAAUCGGAUCUUAACACAUGAUGAAUUGAUGAAAGUGGAAAAUACCUGGUGGUGUUGCAGUCAGUUCGUCGACCAAGAAACGAGGCCAAAAGAGAAGAACAAAACGACUUGGUAUUUUAGAGCUAUAGCAAGUCAAACUACAACUACAACGAAAAGAUACGGAGCAGUUUACGAAAACAAAAGACUAAAAGAUAGAGUUGCUCAGUUUCCUACAAUAGAAAUCAUUUUAACAAACUAG